CGCAAAAGUUGAGUCGGCGGGCGGCCGAGCGAGCGCUCAGAGGCAGUGAUCGCGACGCUUUUGGAGAGUUUGUUGAAUUGUUCUUGCUCUUCCCAUCCAUCCCACGACAACAACAUCCACCUUUCUUCGGCAUCAAGGAUCAAUAAGUCAAAAUGAGCCGUCUUACUGAAUACGAGGUCAUUGGCCGUCACUUGCCCACCGACACCGACCCCAACCCCAAGCUCUACCGUCUCUCGAUCUUCGCUCCCAACACCGUCGUUGCCAAGUCGAGAUACUGGUACUUCAUGAAGCAGCUCCGAAAGGUCAAGAAGUCGACCGGUGAGAUUGUCAGCGUCAAGGCCAUCGCCGAGAAGCACCCCAACAAGGUCAAGAACUUUGGUCUCUGGAUCAGAUACGACUCGCGCUCUGGCACUCACAACAUGUACAAGGAGUACCGCGACAUGUCGCGCACCGCUGCCGUCGAGUCCUUGUACCAGGACAUGGCUGCCAGACACCGUGCUAGAUUCCGCAGCAUCCACAUCCUCAAGGUCGUCGAGCUUGAGAAGACUGAGGACGUCAAGCGCCAAUACAUCAAGCAGCUCCUCGUCCCUGACCUCAAGUUCCCUCUCCCCCACCGUAUCGUCAAGUCGAAGAAGAUCUUCUCUCACUCCAGACCCUCUACUUUCUACUAGAUGUGUAUUGUGGCUUUAGAGAGCGAUGAUGUUCGACGGGAAUGAAGAGAUGUAACAAAAUAAAAAGGUCAAAAGCGGAAACUGUCAUGAUUCACAUUUGGUGUCUUGAAAAAAAUCAAAUCUCUUUUUCGAGUUUUAUAAAAAAGAAAGGAGUACAGAAUGUGGGUUGCUUCUUGUAAUUAUAUACAAUAAUAUGGUCAUCAUAAUCCGA
Molecule: messenger RNA, 882 nt
Organism: Myxozyma melibiosi
Lineage: Eukaryota; Fungi; Ascomycota; Lipomycetes; Lipomycetales; Lipomycetaceae
Product: 60S ribosomal protein L20
Exons: 4
Coding region: 153-671 (172 amino acids)
Biological process (GO): translation
Cellular component (GO): cytosolic large ribosomal subunit; ribosome
Molecular function (GO): structural constituent of ribosome
Source: RefSeq, a predicted model, not a curated record